This is a messenger RNA of Lingula anatina, 3671 nucleotides long. Its product is annotated as malignant fibrous histiocytoma-amplified sequence 1. The record is from RefSeq and is a predicted model, not a curated record. NCBI's taxonomy places the organism in Eukaryota, Metazoa, Brachiopoda, Lingulata, Lingulida, Lingulidae. Gene Ontology annotation, biological process: regulation of apoptotic process. Gene Ontology annotation, molecular function: protein binding. Gene Ontology annotation, cellular component: cytoplasm.
CACAUAUGAAUAGCUUACAGUAGUCAGCAGUAGUGUGAAAACCUGAUUCCAGUGGGAAAUUCCAAUGACUUAUAUUACGUAAGUUUUCUUGUAGACCAUUGAAGUAAAGUAGAUAUCUUCUGUCUUGGCUAGUCUAACUCAACACAAUGAUUUUCCACUCCACGAGAAAAAAACCCAUGUGGGCUCAGGAUCCACCACAAAUAAAAAGCAAAUGUGUUAUAGACUGGUAAAUAUUACUGAUGACAAACCAUGGACCAGAAGCAAGUCAAGGCAGGAAAAGAGAGUCUUCUCAUCCUGGAGAAACUUCAAGACACCUGCCCUUCAAGAACACCUUUUAGUGUGCUAGAGUGGACUCUGAUAGACUACGAUAAUGCAGACAUUGAGGUCAUCCCUGAAUCCAUUAAAUGGUGUUUCAACGUGAGGAAGAUUUAUGGACAACGCAAUAAGCUUUCUUCUCUACCACAGUCUAUUUCUGAUUUGCAAUUUCUCAAAGAGCUUUGGCUGGGAAACAACCGGUUUGAGGACUUUCCGUCAUCAGUGUGUGAUGUAACUCUCCUGGAGUUACUGGAUCUAAGUGGAAACCAACUACUUAAGAUCCCAAGAGAUAUCAACAGGUUGCGCAAUCUUAGGAGUUUGUAUCUCAGUAACAACAAGUUCACAGAUUUCCCCACGGCUGUUUGUGGCAUCAGAAAGCUAGAAGAGCUACAACUUGACAAUAAUCAACUAUCACAAAUCCCAGACUCUGUGCAACAGAUGGAUAAUCUCCACAUUUUAGAACUUGGAAAUAACGAUUUCAAUGCAAUUCCAGACCAUAUAUGUUCAAUUCCAAACUUGGAAAAGUUAUUCAUGGAAAACAAUGUCAUAACACACAUUCCUGCCAGCAUUGGAAAUUUACAGAAACUGAAUAAACUCAAGCUGGAUCAAAACAAAAUCACUCAUCUACCCCACGAGCUUGUGUCUGCCAAAAAUCUUCUAGAUAUUCACUUGCAUGAUAACCCCCUUGUGGAGCCCCCUGAAUCAGUUUGUUCUAAAGGGCUGGAGGCCAUAGGAAGGUACUUUCAUGAGCUCAAAGACAGCAAAGCUGUCCAGUCCAGCAGAAUUCAGUUAAAUUUGCUGGGGGAAACAGGCAGUGGGAAAACCAGUGUUUCACUUUCUCUGCAACGCGACAAGCCCACUCUCACUGCACAAGCCGACCGGACCAGAGUAAUAGCGCAGGGUUCCUGCGAAACUCGGCCAGAUAUUGCCUUUAACAUCAACGACUUUGGAGGACAUGACGUGUACAAGGUUAGUCACCCAAUCUUCAUAUCAAAGAAUGGCAUCGUGCUAAUCGCUUUCAACUUGGUUACGUAUAACCUGAGCAACCCGGAUCACUACAGACUCUACAUUGGAGAUUGGAUUGACAAAGUACAGGCGCAGACUCCAGGCAUGAGGAUUGCCCUUCUGGGAACACAUUUCGAUGAAGUAAGCACAGAGGCUGCAAAGACGAUACGCCAAGCUGUUCUGGAACAAAUGAAACAGCACAUGGAAGAGAAGAAGAGGUGGUUGAAAACCCAAGUGUCAAACAUUGAUGAGAAGAUUGAAGAUUUACAGCAGAGUCCAGAGCAGGAGGAGAUAAUUCAGGCUUACAGAGUGAAACAAGGCAGGUUGUCCAAGGCAGCCAACCAUGUGGUGGACGUUUGUGACCAUGUCUUUAUGGUCAGCUCUAAGACCAUGGAGGGGUAUCCUCAGCUCAAGGAGUACCUGUCCAAUCAAGCCCAAAGGUGGGCUGUCAGCCUUCCAGGAACUUGGGUCCAAGCUGCCAAUGCCAUCCGCAUCCAGAAAUAUGAAAAUUCCAACAAUACCCUUGACUGGGUUGCUCUGCAGGAGGUCAUUUCCCAGCAUGCACCAAGAUCAUGGCAGAAGAGAAGCCCAGCUGAGAAGCGAGUAGUCAUUUGUGACAUUCUUAGUUUUCUUGCCAGCCGUGGUGAUAUUAUCUGGUUCGACACCAGCCCCACUUUGGCGAGGGUCAUCUUCCACAAACAGGAGAUCCUCGCUGGCCUGCUCAAGGCUGUGCUGAACCACGACCUGGAGCACCUUAUGGUCAAGCUGCUGCGCCCACUCAAAAUGAGCCGUCCAAGAUUGGAGGACAUCAGGGAGGACUUUGCGAUCAGAGGGAUAGUGUCCAAAGAUGUGAUGAAGUGCCUCUGGGGACAGUUUCACCUGUCCUCGGUGGAGACAGAAGUCCUGGUGGAGCUCCUGCAGCAGCUGGAGCUGUGCUACCAAGUGGAGAAGGGAACUGCUGUGACUCCAGACACAACCUUUCAUUUCCCGUGGUUACUGACUGAAGACAGGCAGCAGGAGUUGGAGGAAAAGUGGCCAAGAUGUCUUCCACAAGAUCUCAUACAAGUCACAUUGGAAGUUUAUUUCCCAUACAAAUGCCCAGAUGGCAUGUUCGAGAAAUUCUCUGUCCGCCAACACAACUACCUGGGCUUCUACAAAUCCCAUAGGAUGGACUGGAAAGAUGGUUUGUAUGCCCAAGUCAGAGGCUGCCGCAUCCAGAUCUCACGCAGUCAGAGGGAAUCUGAUUGGGUGAUCACUGUAGCCAUCCGUGGGAGGAACAUAGAGGAUCUGUGGCCGCCGCUUCACCGUGCUCACAGCGAUUUGAUGAGCGUUAUUCAGGAGGACUGGCCUGGGGUGUCAUAUGACAAGUUCCUGGUUUGUCCUCACUGUGUUAAAGAAGGCUUUAACAGACCCCACCUCUUCCCUGGAGAGUUGCUAGACAGACCCCCACCCAUCAGUGGAGAAGAUGCCGAUGUCCCAUGUAGAAACUGUGAUGAUCUUAUUGAUGCUGGGUUGGUGUAUCCAGCUACAAAAGCUGAGAUUUGCCACAAAGUAUUACUCCAAAACCGAGACAUUCUGAUAGAAAACAUCACAGAGGCAUGUCUGCGUGACAUACUGAACGUCCUCCAGCAGGAGGAGAUUAUCACGAUCCGGGAAGUUGAGACAGUGAAAGCCGAACCGUCUUCUCCAGUUUCAGACGCACCUCCUCCGUCCAUCAGAAAAGCAUCAGCAAGUGGGAAGAUGUCAGGUCAGAAAUCUCUCAGCAGUGGAUAUCCAAAAUUCAAUGGUCCAGCUGUUUCCCCAAGCAAGACUACGAUGGAAAAUGCCAGGAAAAUGCGGCCCGCUUUGGCGGUGGAGAAAACGUCUCGUGUGGUGGCGUUGGGCGGCACUGCUGUGCUGCUGGACAUCCUGGGUACGAGAGACGAGAAAGCUCUGUGCUGCCUGUGUGACUGUUUGGAAAGAAAUGGACAGGGAGGUCUAGUUGCUCAGAUACAGUCCUCUACAGUAUAUUUCCCAAGGGACUGCAGCACAGACAGAUUUGCUUCCAAACCUUGCUGAGAUUUCACUGUUGUGCCAGUACAAUUAAAUGGACAGGUGCUUAAGUGCUAAAAAGUUGAAUUGCUAGGGACUUCCAUAUUAUAUGUAUGGUGAUUAUUCAAUCUUUUCAAAGAGGAAAAAUUGUGAAUUUUACAGAUACUGAAUUUUUUAAGUCAUAGUUUCUUAAAAUGAAGACAUUCCUAUUGCGUGGUAGCAACAAAACUGACUACUCUAUCAUGCUCUUCAGUGCAGUGAAAGCACCACAAAUGCCAUAUAAAAAUAUAAAUUUUGUGAUCAUAAAAUUAUGUCUGAAA